This is a messenger RNA of Saccostrea cuccullata (small rock oyster), 1675 nucleotides long. RefSeq lists its product as uncharacterized. The transcript is spliced from 10 exons. Gene Ontology annotation, molecular function: ubiquitin-protein transferase activity; metal ion binding. Lineage: Eukaryota; Metazoa; Mollusca; Bivalvia; Ostreida; Ostreidae. The record is from RefSeq and is a predicted model, not a curated record. Gene Ontology annotation, biological process: protein ubiquitination. Bases 406 to 1587 code for a protein of 393 amino acids.
CAUGUAGAUUUCAUAGCUAUGUUACAGUUGUACUAAGAGUUUAAUUGAAGCUUCAAAUCUAAGUCUGAAAAAAGAAAAUCACAAAAUCAAAUAUCAAAAUUGAAUAUACUUGUUUUUGUUGUGAAAAUACACGGAAAUGUAUAUUGAAACAAUGGUAUUUUGCUCAGAUUUGUUUUUGUAUUUUAUUCUAAUCCAUCUAUGACAUAGUUCAAUAAAAAUAUAUGUAAUAUAUUUUAUAGGACACAAAGAGGAAAGUUGUUUCAUUUUAAAUUUCCUGCUAAAGUGGUUUCAUGCGCAAAUAGCUUCAGAAGUAAAUUAGAAUAUUUUGAGGAUUGAAAAGAAAUGCUAAAACGACUUUUUACAGUCUAAGCAAGGUCUUUUAUAGUUUUAAUUUUCCAUAAUCUAAUGGCCGGCUUUCUGGGUGAUUUAAGUGUAGGAAAAAGUUUGCGGAUAUCUACGGAAGAAAAUUGGAGAGAAAAAUAUAGUCUGGAACAUGGUGUGAGUAAUAUCUUCAUACUAGAUACAUCGAAGACCAUGGAUGGAGAAGGCUUUACUCAGAUGAAGAAAACAUUUGUUUCAAUGAUUGAAAGUUACUCUUUGCAACCAAAUUGGAAUGAACAAGUCGCAGUGAUACACUUUGGAAAAGAAAAUAAAUAUCUUCAUUAUCUUUCCAACAAUUACGAAUCUUUGAAGCGAGUAUUAGAUGACAUCUCUUGUUCGGGUCCAUCUGCAAUGAUUGGAGGUUUUCUUUUAGCAAUUCCUGGUUUGGAAGACCUGCAAUGUAUGACCAAUAUUGGCUUGUUUACUGUCCGAGCAAGAGUGAUCCUCAUUUCGGAUGGAAGAACAACAACUUCCAGCUAUUCGGAUUCAAAUUGUUAUAAUCAUCAAAUUGAAGAAGACCACAAGACGAUGCAACUUUUAGAACAAGUGCAACAAAUAGGGAAUAAACAUCCAAUAAUCUGUGUUCCAGUUGGAAAGGAUCCAAAUAUUAGUUUACUUGGGACAAUUGCCCAUGGAUCUCUGGGAGGAAAACUCGUACAUCCUGAGGAAGCACGAAAAUUUACCCGAUACACUUUCGGAAUGAUGAUUGCGAGAGAGAUUAUUGGUGAAAUGCCAUCAACAAUGUGUUCUAUUGAUGACGUUAAAAAUAUUGUAUUUUCUUCACGACGUCAGAGUUAUGUAACGGAACAUGAUUUAGAAAAUGUGGUUGAGAUAUUAAACAAUAGACGAGCUUAUGAAAUGUUUGUGUACGGAAAUGAGGAACAUCUAGGGAAGGAGGUUUAUACAGAAUGCAACAAAUUUCUGCCAGCACCAGGAACGAGGGUAAGCAGAGGUCCAAAGUGGCAUUAUAACGAUCAGGACUCUAAUGGACCCGGGACGGUUACGGGGCACCAGCAAAGAGGAACGAAAAAUGGAUGGAUAUACGUUGAAUGGGACACAGGAAUGAGAUUUCCUUAUGAAUAUAUGGAAGACAGUCAAGAAGAAAAUGUAAUUAUUCCUUGCAAUGAACCCCGAAUACUCCAAAGAGAAAACAUUGCUGUAGGAUGUCUUGUUAAAAGAGGUAAUUUUGGUAAAAUAAUUCACUAAAUAAACCUUUUCUUAUACAUGUUAUCCUAAAAUUAUUUCGAAUGAUAAAGUAAUUAUACAUUUAUCAGGAACAAUCUGAAAAAUUGUG